Messenger RNA from Etheostoma cragini (Arkansas darter), 2976 nucleotides. It is a transcript of the gene ghrb, whose product is annotated as growth hormone receptor b. Bases 66 to 1883 code for a protein of 605 amino acids. The record is from RefSeq and is a predicted model, not a curated record. NCBI's taxonomy places the organism in Eukaryota, Metazoa, Chordata, Actinopteri, Perciformes, Percidae. The transcript is spliced from 9 exons. Gene Ontology annotation, molecular function: protein binding.
GUGUGUGUGUGUGUGCGUGUGUGUGUGUGUGUGCGUGUGUGUGUGUGUGUGUGUCUGAGAUUUCGAUGUUGUUAGGCUACAGUGUUUUCAAGGGAACGUGCGGGACCUUUAGGACGGAGAGCAGUCGUCCGUCCACUUCACCACAACAGCGGCUCAACACCAUGGCUGCCGCUCUCAUCACGCUCUUCUUCUUCCUUUACUCCGUCACUGCAUCACCUCUGGAAUCAGCCUCUGAGCAAGUCCUCCCCCAGAACCAGCCCCACCUCACCAGCUGUGUCUCGGCCAACAUGGAGACUUUCCGCUGCAGAUGGAACGUCGGAGCUUCCAAGAGCCUCUCCCAGCCUGGAGACCUCCGCUUAUUCUACAUUAACAAAUUACCCCCCCACGUUUCUCCCAAAGAGUGGCGUGAGUGUCCCCACUACAGCACGGACAGGCCCAACGAGUGCUUUUUCAACGAGAACCACACGUCCGUCUGGACAUAUUACAGCGUCCAGCUCCGCUCCAGGGACCAAGCCACCCUCUAUGACGAGAGCCACUUCAACCUUCAAGACAUCGUGCAACCGGAUCCUCCAGUCGGCCUAAACUGGACUCUGCUUAAUGAGAGUUUGACCGGCACUUACUAUGACAUCAUACUGAGCUGGAAGCCGCCCCAGUCCGCAGACGUGCAGAUGGGAUGGAUGACGCUGCGGUACGAGGUCCAGUACCGCGUCGUCACCGCUGACAAGUGGGAAGUGGUGGAGCUUGUGGAAAGCACACACCGCUCCAUUUACGGACUUCAAACUAACGUCAAUCACGAGGUUCGGGUCCGGUGCAAGAUGCAUGCUGGGAAAGAGUUUGGAGAGUUCAGCGACUCUUUGUUUGUGCUCGUCCCAUCUAAAGUGCCAGGCUUCCCAGUGGUGGCCUUGCUCGUCUUCGGUGCCCUGUGCUUAGUGACCAUCAUGAUGUUAGUUAUCAUAUCGCAGCAGGAGAAGUUGAUGGUUAUUCUUUUGCCUCCUGUUCCUGGACCUAAAAUAAGAGGAAUUGACCCUGAACUACUCAAGAAAGGGAAGCUGCGGGAGUUGACGUCCAUCCUGGGCGGCCCUCCUGAUCUGAGGCCCGAGCUGUACUACAACGACCCCUGGGUGGAGUUCAUCGAUCUGGACAUCGAGGAGCUGAACGAGCGACUGACGGACCUGGACACGGACUGUCUCGUGGAGCGCUCGCUGUCCUCCAACAACUCUCCCCUGUCCACGGGCUUCAGAGACGACGACUCGGGCCGGGCCAGCUGCUGCGAUCCCGAUCUCCCCAGCGAGCCGGAAGCGUCACCGCACACUCCUCUGAUCCCAUACCAAACCCACAGUAAAGACCCGUCGUGCCCGACCGCCUGCGAGCCAAGCCCCCCAAUGCAGAGCCCCGCCACUGUGGAGCCUAGGUCCGUGGCACCGGGCCGAGAGGCGCUGUACACCAAAGUGAGUGAGGUGAGGUCUUCUGGCAAAGUGCUGCUGUCGCCUGAGGAACAGACUGGCAAAGACCCCCAGAAAGACAUCAUGGCGCAGAAAGAGAAAGAAAAGAAAGAGUUCCAGCUCCUUGUGGUCAACCCAGACCACGGAGGUUACACCUCAGAGCUCAACGCAGGGAAAAUGAGCCCCAGAUUGUCCACAGGAGACACGAGUGAACCCUGCCAGGCAAACGGAGACAUGAAUUAUUCACCAUCCCAGGAAUCAGACAGCAGCCCCAUAUCCCCUCUUUCCCCUGUCUACACCGUGGUGGAGGGUGUCGACAGGCAGAACAGCCUUUUACUGACUCCCAACUCGACCCCAGCACCCCAGCUGGUAAUCCCAAAAGUCAUGCCGACGCCAGGCGGCUACCUGACCCCUGAGCUUAUGGGAAGCAUCACGCCCUAGAUCGGGGGGGACUGCAUAAAGUUAAGACUUUUCAAUCUAAGGCACAGAUAAGCUUAGGAACAGUCUUUGAGAUUGACUCAAGGUUGAGGGACUAUCAGGUCUCCAUACAUGGAGGACAUCUGUGCCACCACCUCUGUCCACCCACUGCUCCCCCUCUGAUACGUCUGUAAAGGGUUAGCUGGAGCUUUGGUAUGAGGGAGAAAGACCAUGUAAAGAUGUUUUACAGCAAAAGGGCAAAGAGAAGCCUAUCGUUCAAAGGGUUUGGCAUUGUUUUGAUCGGAAUAUUCCAGUUCUUCUUUUGGAUUGGAGGACAUUUUUAUUUUGAUUCAAGAGUGAUUUUCAAUUUUUACUGGGCUUUUUCAAUGUAAAACAAAGCCACCCUGACUACAACCCAACAAGCCCAUGGAAGUACCGGGGCCGCUACGGAAACCCAAACUCGAGCAUUAAACUUGGAACCGACGAUCAGAUUCGAAACCAAAUUGUCCAAACAAAUCCAUAAAAAAUAAGAUUGUAAUUGUGACCGGUUCUGGAUGCUCAUUCGUGUUAUUUGGAGUGAAAUUUCCGUCUAAUGUCCAAUGUCUAAUGUACUCUCUUUUAACUUUAAUGCUUUACAGUCUUCAGAAGCUAGUUGCUCAUUUUGUGGGUCUGCAGUUUGGUGCCAUAAGCCAAACGAAGCUAAAAAGCUUUAAUGAGUUGCAGAGUUUGUGGUUUUGUCACUUCAAGUACCAUCAUUGACAUUAUAGUCAUUUAGUUCAGCGUUGACAUAGAAAAUAUUGAAAUAGGAUCUAAAUAAGAGUAUAUUUAAUUGUACCAUCACAUGGUUCAUUCCUAUCAUCUUGUACAACCAAAAGCUUUCAUUUUUUUAUAAAAUCAGGUCAAACUCUGUGAAAGUUACUUUUAUGAAACCAACAUUUUUGUACGCUUUUCAUAAUGUUUUCAUCGCUUUUUCAGGCUUUAAGAUCAAUAUUGCCACACUGAAAAUGUUAUUUAACUGAUAAAGUCUGCCUUUUUUUAUACUCAGCCUUAUCUGGGUUCAUAUAUCAUGUUUGUGCCAACAAAUGAACCCCCGGAAAAGUAAAAUACAGCAUGGCAU